This is a messenger RNA of Acipenser ruthenus (sterlet), 1018 nucleotides long. RefSeq names its product histamine H2 receptor. Lineage: Eukaryota; Metazoa; Chordata; Actinopteri; Acipenseriformes; Acipenseridae. Gene Ontology annotation, biological process: G protein-coupled receptor signaling pathway. Gene Ontology annotation, molecular function: G protein-coupled receptor activity. The record is from RefSeq and is a predicted model, not a curated record. Gene Ontology annotation, cellular component: membrane. Bases 86 to 961 code for a protein of 291 amino acids. The transcript has 3 exons.
UUCUUCUAAAGAUGGAAUAGCCCGAAGAGCUUAUCAGCAGCACACAAACUUCUUCCAAUGACUUAAGCAAAAGACAUUUCUUACAAUGCAAAUACAUGCUGUACUCUACGCUAUACUAAUGAUCCCUACAAGCAUUGGAUCUAUACUUGCAAACAUACUGCUGCUUCUUAUAUUUGCCUACAACCUGAAACUGCAGACAGAAACGUCAGCAUUGACCUUAAACUUUUGCAUCUGUGAUUUACUCUUGGGGCUCACUGUGAUUCCUUUUGGUGUCCAUAACAGCCUUUUUGGGAUUACAAACUAUACCAAGGACAGUUUUGUUUGCCAGUCCACAGCUUUUUUUUAUAUGCUGCUGCAGCUUGCUUCAGUCCAUUCACUCACUUGGUCCACAAUAGACAAAUUUACUGAAAUCUGCUUUCCUUUGCAUUCUGCUCAACUCUUCACAAAGAAGCGGACUUGGGCAAUACUUUGCCUUCUGUGGAUUUACUGCUUAAUAAAUGCUUCUUUCCCUUUCCUGGGGUUUGGAUCCUACAAAUAUGGUGAAAGGAAGUUUAUUUGCGCUCCAAACCUACAACAAUCUUCCAAGGGUUAUGGUGUAGUGCUGAUAGCCAUUGGAGUCAUCAUUCCAAUACUGAUAAUGUGCUCUCUGUACAUUUAUAUUGUUAAAAUUGCAAGGAACCAAGCACUGCGUGGGACAUUUGCGUGCAAUGAUCAGCACUGUUACUAUGUACCUGCAAACAAUUAUUUCAGGAGAACUAUUGUGCUGAUUUCAACUGCAAUGUGUCUUCUGGUUUGUUGGAUGCCUUACAUUACUAUUAGUUUCUAUGAAAUGUUCACUGGGAACAACAUUGCUCCUCUGACAGAAGUGAUCGCCACAUGGCUAGUACUAUUUACAUCAGCAUUAAACCCGUGGGUCACCAUUAUGUCACAAAAGACCAAGAUGAAAAGACAAGAGCAGUGACAGAUACAUCCACAGCCACUACCCAUCAAUACCUUCCUCUGGAUUAACAACGGGUGC